AUGUCUCGACAAUAUGGUUGUCAAUGGAAGGGCUUAUCAAAGUUGGCGAAGCAGUAUUCAACCCAAGUUCUUGGUAUAAAACUUGGUUUAGAACCGAUAGUUGUUGUUUAUGGAGAUCAUAACGUAAGAAGAGUGUUUACUGAAAAAGUAUUUGAAGGGAGACCUAACAGUUUCUUCUUACGUCUGCGUUGUUUAGGCAAAAAAAUGGGUAUCACUUUCGCCGAUGGAGAACUUUGGAAGGAGCAUAGAAAAUUUACAGUGAAACAUUUAAAAAAUGUUGGCUUUGGUAAAACUGCAAUGGAGGGGGAAAUACAAAGAGAACUACAGUAUAUUAUAAAGUAUAUAGAUGAUCAUAAUAAUACACCUAUAAAUCCGAAAACAAUACUUGCAAUAUCGGUGAUGAAUAUUUUAUGGAAAUUUACGGCAGAGGAACAAUUAAAGGUUGUAUGUCUGGACUUACUUAUAGCCGGAUCACAAACUACCAGUAAUGCUUUGGAAUUUGCCAUUCUAGGAGUAUUAAGAAAUAAAAAUAUCCAGGAAAAGAUUUUUAAAGAAAUAUAUACUAUACUUGGAAACAAAAUGCCCUCUUGGUCAGAUAGCAACAGAUUAGUGUAUACAAUGGCGUAUCUUUAUGAAUGCCAAAGAUAUUUCACAAUAGUCCCUUUAGCAGGUCCUCGACGGGUGUUAGAGGACGUGACAAUGGAUGACUAUUUGAUACCAAAAGAUACGACAGUACUUAUUUCCGUCGGCGAUGUACAUUUUGAUUCAGAAAUAUGGGAAGCUCCCGAUAAGUUUAUGCCUGAGAGAUUUAUUGACGAUAGAGGAAAAUUGAUGAAAACCGAGAAUAUUUAUCCGUUCGGUAUAGGACGGAGACGUUGUCCAGGUGAUGCUUUGGCUAAGUCAUUUAUAUUCAUAGUAUUUGUCGGAAUAAUCCAAAAAUACCAGAUAGUAUGCAGAGAUGGCGAACUUCCGUCCGACGAGCCGAUUGUUGGUCUCAUAUCUAGUGCACGCCCAUACACAGCGGAAUUCAGAAUGAGAGAUACAUAA
Danaus chrysippus (African queen) is the source of this 1047-nucleotide messenger RNA. The record is from the annotation of a GenBank genome assembly. Lineage: Eukaryota; Metazoa; Arthropoda; Insecta; Lepidoptera; Nymphalidae.